AUGGCAUCCAUGCCUCGAGAAUUUGAGACGCAGCUCACCACUGAAUGCAACCUCAAUGAGACCGGAUCUGACAUGACUGAUUCUCCUGAGACACCAGCCUUUUCCGACCACAUUCCAUUCACCUUUGGCCAAAGCCGGGGUACCAGCGACGUCGAAGACACGACAGAAGGUAGCGCUGAUGAUGAAGAAGCUGAGAUUGACAUCUUCAAGGGCAACUCACUUUUUGGCGGCGGCGAGACGGAGGAGAAGCUCCCUGACCCGGCUCCGUUCGGCGCAGCAGACGCUUCACCCACGCUCGCGUAUGACCCGGUACUGGACCCGCGCCUCGGCACGCAGAUUCCCUCGUCCCCGUCACCGUACGACUACUACGGCUCGGCCGAAGACAAUGAGAAAGAUGAAGGCCACGGAGGUGCGCACAGCCGCAGCGAGACACCGGAAGACUUCGGGCGCGGGUACGCCAAGUACGAGUUCCGGGACCGGGACAGAGCGGUCACCACGACGCACUUGGACUGGGACAACUCGGGAAACUACGACCCUGCGGACGAAGGACGGAGAACGAAGAGGGUAGAAGGCGCCGAAGGACUGAGCGGCAACAGGAAGCGCAGGUCGGGCGGCCAGGCGGGGCCUCAGGACGAACACCAGCUCGAUGAGGUAGGCGAGCCGCGGCAGAAGAAGCAGAAGGCGUAUUCUUCGGCGUAUGCGCGCUUCAUCGGUGCGUCGUACGUCUUCACCGUCAGCCUGAAAUCGGAGGCUGGGAGGGCGUUGGCGGCCAAGUACCAGGGCGAGGACAACUGGCCAGAAGACGAGUACAACUUCGUGUCGGAUGAGUAUAUCGCGCAGAACUUGGUGGCAUCUGACGGCGAGGAUGGUGGGGAAGGAGAUGGACGCAGGAAGCUUCUCCGUCCGCGCAAACGACAUGUCCGCUACCAUUCGCCCGGCUCUGACCACGACCUUCUCCCGCCCAUUGCCGACCCGCUUGGCAUAGAAGACGACCUGCGCUACCAUCCAGCUGCCCGUGGGUGUGCCGAGUGCAGGAUAGACGGGAAAUUGUGCUCUCUCCGCCGGUCCGACGCAACAUGGCCGUGCCUCGCGUGCCAGGAGAAGCAUACCGGUGAAGAUGUCGUCCCGUGCGAGCUCAUCAUCCUGCCGACCAAGAAGACGGCAUGCGAAGCCUGCCAUGAAGCAGACAAGUACUGCUCCUACAACGACGCUUCGGCGGAUGUGGGCAUCGCGUGUCGGCAGUGCGAGGAGCAGAACCUGCUAUGCAUCGCCGGCCCGGACCUGGAGAGCCUGCCCAAGCGCGCCACCUACACGCCACCUCCGGGCCUGGCGUACACCCCGUACCGGCCCUUUGUUGCGUGCACCGCCUGCCGCCAGGUCAAGCGGUCGUGCUCGCUGAAGAGCAAGCAGGACACCCCGCCGUGCCGCGCCUGCGAAAAGGCCGGCAUCCCGUGCACUUUCGAGAAGCUGGUCGCCACCAACGCCGGAAAGCAGAAGGCCGCGCCAAAUACCGCCGCCGCUGUCGCCCGCCUCGAAGAGAACGACAGGCCGGCAGCCUCUGAUGGCCCGGUGCGCACACCUGGCGGCAGUGUUGUCUCCCCAGGCAUACCGGCGCCCGCUUCCAACUCUUUCGGCCUCCCGCUCCGCACCACGUCGACGGGCGGCUCCAUCGGCAGCCUGACCCAAAUAUUCAGCUCCAGCUCUUCUCGCCGCUCCGUCACCCACCCAGCCAGGUCGAACCCCGUCGCCGGACUCACCACCAUCGUCCCUCCGUCGAAGAUGAGGCACUACACCACCACAACCACCCCACUCUCCCGCCGCCACACAACCAGCACCGGCAUCACCACCUUCCGCAGCGGCUCGCGCACCCUCACCGACGCAGGCUCCGCCCGCCACCGGGCGCCGCAGCAGCAGCAGCAGCAGCAAACGACACCCGGAUCCAUCGCCCGCGACAUCGGCUACGUCCAGCACCGCCAGAAAAACCACAUCCACCGCAAAACCGACACCCUCACGCACCUCAACCCCACCCCGACCCCGCACCACCACCACGCGCGCAACAGCAACAGCAGCGCCAGCACCACCACCACCGACUCCGCCCCCUACCACCCCCCCGCCGCCGCCGACAUCCCCGCCUCCUACCACCUCCUCCCACCCCCGGGCUGCCACCCCACCGCCGACCUCAUGCUCGACGCCCACGGCCGCAAGGGGUGGUACCGCGAGAUGGUCACCGCGCUCGCGCACCCGAUGGCGUUCGAGACGGACGACGACAACACGAACGCCAACACCACCACCAACAAGAAUCGCGGUACCGCGCCAGCCAGACGCUCUGCCGCACACUGCCCCUUCUGCGCGACGCCGUGGCUCGGCAUCGCGGGGCUGGCGUGGAAGAAGGCGGCGGUGCUGGCGUGGCGCGACGGCCGCGGCUUCACGGAGAUCGCGGGGGGGCAUGCGUCGUCGGCGUCGUUGGCGGCGUCGGCGGCGAUUACGACGACGACGACGACGUACCGGGAGUAUGGCCGCUACUCUGGUGGUGGUGGUGGUCGUGGCGAGGUUGGCGCGGAGGCGGAUGUGGACGCGAUGCGGCGCAUGUGUCGGGCUUGCGUUGCGGAAAGGCUGGAUGUCUUGGGGUGCGCGGGGCAUGAGAUGGAGAGCUUGGUGGCGGCUGAUUUGGGGUCUGGUGCUGGGGGUUUUGGUGGGGGUGGCGUGGCGAGGGAUGCGUGGGUGGCGGAGAUGGUGCAGCGGUUGGAUGAGAGGAGGGUGGAGGAGGGGGAUCGGUGGUGUGCGGUUUGUAGGAAUCCGGCGGUUUGGCGGUGCUGCAGCUUGCAGGAGGAAGAUGAAGAUGAGGAUGAGGAGGAUGAGGAUGAGUUUGGGUUGGUGACGGUGACGGCGGCGGCGGCGGGGGGUGGUACUGGGUCGCGCGGGAAGGAGGGGUGCGGCCUUUUGCUGUGCGAUGACUGCAAGGAGCUGUGGGAGAUGCGCGGGCGCGAUCUCCAGCUGAUGCUCGAGGAGAAGUUGAGUACCGAGAGGGGCGUCAUGAAGUGCAGGGCUGAUGCAGGCUUCUUGCUGGAGGAGGGACUGCUGAUGAAGAACGUGGAGGCGCAGUUGCUGGGACUUUGA
Molecule: messenger RNA, 3117 nt
Organism: Diplodia corticola
Lineage: Eukaryota; Fungi; Ascomycota; Dothideomycetes; Botryosphaeriales; Botryosphaeriaceae
Product: c6 finger domain protein
Exons: 1
Coding region: 1-3117 (1038 amino acids)
Biological process (GO): regulation of DNA-templated transcription
Molecular function (GO): DNA-binding transcription factor activity, RNA polymerase II-specific; zinc ion binding
Source: RefSeq, a predicted model, not a curated record